Messenger RNA from Fragaria vesca subsp. vesca, 1893 nucleotides. RefSeq names its product pentatricopeptide repeat-containing protein At3g12770-like. NCBI's taxonomy places the organism in Eukaryota, Viridiplantae, Streptophyta, Magnoliopsida, Rosales, Rosaceae. The record is from RefSeq and is a predicted model, not a curated record. Gene Ontology annotation, biological process: RNA modification. The transcript has a single exon. The coding region runs from base 1 to 1893 and encodes 630 amino acids. Gene Ontology annotation, molecular function: protein binding; RNA binding.
AUGAGCCUCUCCGCUACACGCAAGACAUUCACCCUCAAUACCUUCCGAUAUUGCACCUGUGCCACUGCCCUCCACCCAUCGCCGGACCUCCACCACCUUCUCCAGCUCUCAAUCACACACCGCUCUCUUCCACUCGCCCAACAAUCCCACGCGCGAGUCCUCACUUAUGGCCUCCACCAAAACCCAUUCAUCGCCACUAAGCUCAUCUCCGCCUACGCCCAAUUCAACCACCCAACCAACUCCAAGCUCGUCUUCGACUCCAUUCACCCUAAAAACGUGUAUCUCUGGAACUCAAUGAUCAGUGCCUACGUCAGAACCCGUCUUCACAACGAAGCUUUCAGUUUAUUCAUCGAAAUGUUGUGUUCUGCAUCCCCGGAUGAGUUUACGUUUUCGACAAUGGCGAAGGUUUCCGGCGAGGCUGGGAACUUGGCUACCGGAAAAUGGGUUCAUGGAAAGUGUGUGAGAGCUGGGUUUGUUUCGGAUAUGAUUGUCGUGAAUUCGGUGAUGUCAAUGUAUUGUAAAUGUGGGGAGUUUGGGGAGUGCAGGAAGGUGUUCGAUGAAAUGCCUGAUAGAAAUGUUGGGUCUUGGAAUGUGUUGAUCGGAGGGUUCGGGAGUGGCGGUGAGUGUGAAUUUGGGGAUGGGGUGUUGGAAAUGGUGAAGGGUAUGAUGAGGAGUGGGUUGAGACCCGACGGGUUUACUGUUUCGAGUUUGUUGGCAAUGUGUGGAGGGAAGGGUGUUGGGGGGUUGGGGUAUGGGAGGGAGAUGCAUUGUUAUGUUGUGAAGUAUCGGUUGGAGUUGAGUUUGGGUUCGGAUGUUCAUCUUGGGUGUUGUUUGGUUGAUAUGUAUUGUAGGAGUGGUAGAGUUGAUUUGGGGAGACGGGUGUUUGAGGGUAUGAAGUGUAGAAAUGUGUAUGCUUGGACGGCGAUGGUCAAUGGUUAUGUGCAGAGUGGAGGUUCUGAUGAAGGGUUGGUUCUUUUCAGGAAGAUGCAGGUGAAAGAUGGGAUAGAACCCAAUAGAGUAUCACUUGUGAGUAUUCUCCCGGGUUGUAUUUCACAUGCUGGUUUAACGGGCGGGAAACAAAUUCAUGGGUUUGCAAUUAGGAAGGAGAUGAAUCAUGAUGUAUCUUUAUGCAAUGCUUUGAUUGAUAUGUAUUGCAAAUGUGGGAGCUUGGAUUUUGCAAGGCGAGUGUUUGAGGAUGACUCGUUUUGUAAGGAUGCAAUCUCUUGGAGUUCAAUGAUAUCAGGGUAUGGAUUACAUGGAAGGGGCGAGGAAGCCAUUGUUUUGUAUAAUAAGAUGGUUCGGCUUGGAAUCAAACCGGACAUGAUAACCAUUGUUGGGGUUCUUUCUGCCUGUAGCAGGUCAGGAUUGGUAAAUGAAGGCCUUUCAGUCUAUAGCUCUGCAACAACUGAUUAUGGGAUCAAACCAAGAGUGGAGAUGUGUGCCUGUGUGGUGGAUCUGUUAGGUCGAUCAGGAGAGCUUAAUCAAGCAUUAAAUUUCAUCAAAACUAUGCCUGUAGAAGCCAGUCCAAGUGUUUGGGGGGCUUUAGUUACUGCUUCUGUAUUGCAUGGGAACCGCGACAUGCAAGAUCUAGCUUAUAAGUUCCUCAUUCAACUAGAACCCGAAAAUCCUUCAAACUAUAUCUCAGCAUCAAAUUUCUUUGCUUCUUCUAGAAGAUGGGACAUUGUAGCUGAAACACGAACAAUGAUGAAGGACAGAGGUUUGAGGAAGACACCUGGGUGCAGUUGGAUCAGCAUUACUGGUAAGACUCAUUCUUUCUUUGUUGCUGAUAAAGUACAUCCUUGUUGUGAUUCAAUCUAUGAGAUGCUUGACUUCCUCAUCUUAGUAAUUAAGGGAGCCCCCAAUUUCCAUGACUUAGUAGAAUAUUCAGCCUAG